AUGAAUGCCUUACAGAUUGACAAUGAUAGUUUGAAAUCGAAUUUGACAAAGUUCUUGGAAAUUGAAAGUUUAGGAGUUGAAGAACAUGAAGUUUAUUACAAGUUUCAAAACAAAGUUUACCACGAUGGAGAAAGAUAUGUAGUAACCUUACCGUUUAAACCGUUUCAUGAAACUCUUCCAGAUAACUAUUCAAAUAGUGAAAGAAGACUUGAUUCCUUAAAACGACGACUUGACAAGAAUGAAGCACUUCGACAUAAGUAUAAUGAUAUUAUUAAUCAAUACCUAAAUGAUGGAAUCAUUCAGAAGGUUACAGACACUAGGUGGCCAGGUAGAAUUCAUUAUAUGUUACAUACUGCUGUUAUACGUUUAGAUAAAGAAACAACGAAAGUGAGGAUAGUGUUUGAUGCAUCUUCAAAAUAUGGUAAACAUCCCUCACUAAAUGACUGUCUUUAUUCUUGUUCCUGCUUAUCGACCUUGUUAUUUAAUAUAUUAGUUCGAUUUAGACUUCACAAGAUUGCUUUAACAUCGGACAUCAAACAAGCAUUUUUAAAUAUUGGUAUUAGUCCCACAGAUCAAGACUAUUUACGUUUUAUUUGGUUUGACGAUGUAAUUUCAAAGAGUCCACAGAAAAUAAUAUUUUGCUUUACACGUGUUGUUUUUGGAUUAACAUGUAGUCCCUUCCUACUCAAUGCAACAAUACGAGAACAUUUAAAAAACUAUGUUAAAGAAUUUGAGAGUUUUGUUUUACAGUUUCUUUGUGACUUGUAUGUUGACGAUACUACAACUGGAUUUAAUAAUGUUGCUGAUGCCUUUGAAUUUUUUAAAAGAGCUCAUAAAGUGAUAAAGGAUGGUGGAUUCGAAUUGGGAAAUUGGACAUCUAACUCAGAAGAAUUAAUGAAUCUUAUAAAGUCUUAUACUGAUCAAACUAACAAUAUGCGAAAUCGAAAGGUGUUAGGACUAAGUUGGGAUACAAAGUUAGAUGAUUUUAGUUUUUGUUUUAAUGAAUUAGUGGAAGCUUGA
Molecule: messenger RNA, 1020 nt
Organism: Hydra vulgaris (swiftwater hydra)
Lineage: Eukaryota; Metazoa; Cnidaria; Hydrozoa; Anthoathecata; Hydridae
Source: RefSeq, a predicted model, not a curated record